Messenger RNA from Kazachstania africana CBS 2517, 2418 nucleotides. It is a transcript of the gene VPS70, whose product is annotated as putative zinc metalloprotease. The coding region runs from base 1 to 2418 and encodes 805 amino acids. The transcript has a single exon. Gene Ontology annotation, molecular function: carboxypeptidase activity. The record is from RefSeq and is a predicted model, not a curated record. NCBI's taxonomy places the organism in Eukaryota, Fungi, Ascomycota, Saccharomycetes, Saccharomycetales, Saccharomycetaceae.
AUGACUCACGAGGAAGAGACAACACCCCUUUUAAACGAAGUAGAAAAUCAGUCGAAUGGUGGAGAUGCUAUAUCCCAGAGAGUUCCAUUCGAUGUCCCUGAUGAGUUUGAAAACAAUGGUAGUAAUAGAAAUAGCAAUUUCAGUGGCAUAGUGACACCAGUUGUUAGAAGAAUGAGAAGUACCACAAUGUCUAGUAUAAUGAGUACCAGCAUACAAGCUGUUAAGGGGCAUAUGGACAAAAAGAGGUUUGUUUUCCUUAUACUUUCCUCAUUUUGUAUUUACUUAGGCUUUGUGGCUGCAUUUGCACCUAGAACUUCAUUAUCUAGGGAUUUCAAGAGGUGGCACAAUUCAAAACUCACCACAGCAGAGGUUUACAGGAUUUAUUUGGACACUUUACAAAAUAGCAAUCAUGUAAUGCAACAUGUAAAAAAUUAUUCUGAGCGUUUUGAAUCUCAGGAAGCUAGUGCAGAAUGGAGUUUGGAAUAUACUGUAUCCCAAUUGAGGGCAUUGGGAUUCCAGCCAAAAUUAGAAAAAUACUACCCAUGGGUUAGUAAGUUAGUAGAUACUCAAGUCGAAUUACUGGAAGAUGGUCUACCUAUAUUCAAGGCUACACUAUUAGAAGACUGCCUCCACGAUGAACAUUAUUGUGAAAGAGUAAAUUCUAAAGGUUUCCAUGCUUACUCACCGAAUGGUGAUGUCACAUCCCAGUAUGUGUACUGUAAUUAUGGCAGUCUAGAAGAUUACAGGCAGCUUUUGGAGAAUAAUAUCGAUAUUGAAGAUAAAGUUCAUAUAAUUAGGUCAGGUCGCUUACAAAGAGGAUUAAAAAUCAAAAAUGCAGAACUCUACGGUGCAUCAAGUGCAAUUAUCUAUACAGACCCAAUGGAUGACGGCGCAGUAACUGAGUCUAAUGGGUAUAAACCUUAUCCAAGAGGUCCGGCAAGAAAUCCAAGCUACAUUGAGAAAGGCUCAGUAGAAUUCUUCACCGAAAACCCAGGUGAUCCUACCACACCAGGCUACCCAGCGAAAUAUCCGGAUAUUGAAAGACUUUCUCCCGUAGGAAAGGUACCCAGAAUACCAUCAAUUCCAAUGAGUGCGAAGGAAGUUCAGCCUUUUUUGAAAGAAUUAAAUAACGAAGGGUUCCAAUUCACGGACAAAGAAGGGGGCAUACCGGAAUUUCGUUAUUUCAGUGGCCCCUCGAGGCCGAAUUUAAAGAUUCACCUACUCAACAACCAAAAUCAUUCAAUUGUAGAAAUUACGAAUGUUAUUGUAGAGAUUCCAGGUAUAUUAUCUGAUAGCACAGCAAUAAUUGGGAGUCACAGAGAAGCAUGGGAUAUCGGCACUACGAGCAACCCAAAUAGUGGAAGUGCCAUUCUUUUAGAAGUUGCACGAGGUAUGAGCAAAUUGCUAAAGCAUGGUUGGAAACCUCUAAGACCGAUCAAGCUGAUUAGUUGGGAUGGUGAAGAAUCAGCAUUAAUUGGCUCAACCGAAUACAUUGAAGAUCAUAUGUCUUUGAUGAAGAAGAGUGGAUUUUUUUACUUGAACUUGAACAAAGCUAUCUCAGGGACCAAAUUUCAAUGUAAAGCUAAUCCUUUGCUGACUAGUGUAAUUACAGAUGCCGCUAAAUUCACCGCUUUUAAAGGCAUGGAUGAUUGGACACUAUUCGAUGAGUGGAGGACUCAAUCCAAAAAUUCUAUUGAGUUACCUGCAGGCGAUGAGGCUUAUCCAGGAUUUCAGUAUCAUUUAGGUAUUCCAUCAGCAAGUUUUAGUUUUUCGAAUAAUGGUGUUGAUGAUGCGAUUUAUCAUUGCCAUUCGAAGUAUCAUUCUUCCCAAUGGCUGGAAAAUUUUGUGGAUCCAGAUUAUAAAUUGCAUAAUACUAUGGCAAGUUUUAUUGGUUUAGCUUCACUAAUGAUCAGUGAAAAUGAAUUAGCACAUGUGAAGACUAAUGAGUACUUCAUAGAGAUUUUUUAUUGGUAUAAGAAAUGGUACAAGGAAAUUAAUUUGCUAUUCCCACACGAUAAAAAAAUAACUGAAUUGGCUGAUUCUGUGUUCACAUCAAUUAAAUUGAUUACUUUGCAGGAUAGUGUCAACUUUGACAGGAGACUGAAGGACGUUAACCUUCAGUGUUCUCAGGAUUAUCCAAUAUGGGGCAUAAUAAAGAAAUUCAGGAUUUAUCUAAGCUUAUUACGCGCUAAUAACAAGUUGAAACAGUUAGAUAAACUCUUCAUGACUAAUCGUGGUUUAAAGGAUAGACCUUGGAUGAAGCAUUCAAUUUAUGCACCAGAUAAAGAGCUUGGUGUUACUGGCGAUGUAUUGCCAGGGUUGCACGAAGCUUUGUUAGAAAUGGAUAGGGAAGAAGUAUUUGAAUGGUUGACAAUCUUACUGAGCCAAUUCAAUAAUAUACGGUACCUUUUGAGGUAA